Molecule: messenger RNA, 3012 nt
Organism: Alternaria rosae
Lineage: Eukaryota; Fungi; Ascomycota; Dothideomycetes; Pleosporales; Pleosporaceae
Exons: 5
Coding region: 1-3012 (1003 amino acids)
Molecular function (GO): protein binding
Source: RefSeq, a predicted model, not a curated record
AUGCAGCGGGGCGAUGUAACCCAGACAAUCAAAGAUUCGAACCUUCAAGCACCCUACGGGAAGAUUGACCAGGACGAUAUCCAACGAGAGGCCUUCUUGAAAAGAUACCAAUGCACAGAACCAGUUCACGAGUCUCUGAAUGACACUUUCGGCCCCGAGUGCGCCCGUGGGAUCCUUCAUAAUGCCCAUUUCAGGAACUGUCUAGAGGCAAGAGGUCAUACGCUCGUGAUUGAAGGGAGACCGGGCGUAGGGAAGACGGCUACGAUGCACUAUCUCCAACGAAUAUUAGAGGAUGCUUGGUUUCGGAAAGAACGCGAUGGAGAUGUUACUCGUUCCAAGAAGAUGCGUCUGAAGGACGAAACGCUUGCUACCAAGGAAAGCAUGAUUCACACAGGUGAGGACGCCAUCGACAAAAAGGUCGCUAUCGCAUCUGUAUAUUUCACUCUCGACGAACCGUCACAGAUCAAAGCUACGAGUGUGUUCGUCAAAGUCCUUGCGGAUAUAACGUGCAGGUUUCCCGAAGCUAAUUCUGAAGUCGACAGACUCAUGAAACGGCGUCCAGGCCGGGAUCCCUAUACCGAAGAUGUUGUCACAACCAUAGUCGCAAUUUUGGAUGGAAUCGCAUGUGACCAAGAAGAGGAGACUCAGGCUUCAGAUCAUCUGGAGCAAGGUACCCCAGAGAAAUGGGUCUGUAUCUUCCUCGAUGGUUUGGAUGAGUGUCGGGAGGAUGUCAGGGACGAUGUGCUUAAAGGCAUGUGUGAGAUACAGUUGGAGAGCCGCAUUGGGCUUGUCAUGACAAGCAGAACCAAGCUCUGUCAUUGGGGAGUCUACUUCAGACACAACCUCGAGACAAUUGAAUUAUGCGCACUUGAAACCGACAUCAGAACAUAUCUUCGACGACGUCUCAAUACAUAUGUGGCACAAUGGGCACAAGACACAUCUUGCCGGCAGAGGUUGAUAGACACGAUAAUUGCAGAGUCGAACAAGAUGUUUCUGCUUGCAAAACUCCACCUCGGUUUUGUCGACCCGGACGGAGGCUUCGACACUUUCGAGCGAGACUUGGAAACCAUCAAAACAACUGAACGACCGAAAUCCGAUGGAGAAGACCAUUAUCUGGCAACUUUCGCUGAAUCAUAUAGUCGAAACUUACGAAGAAUCACUCAAAACACGACUAGUCGACAAUGCGAACGAGCAACGAUGACUCUUGGAGCCAUCAAAGACGCUGCUCGGCCAUUGACUACUAUCGAGCUUAGAGAACUCCAUAGUAUUAAGAUACUGGACAGCGCGCCACCAUUGAAGACGGCCCCGCUUGAUUGGGAUACCAUAGCACGUUCAUGUCAUGGUCUGGUGGAAGUAGACGAAUCGCAAAAUGUCUCUCUUCUCCAUCAAUCACUCAUGGAGUACCUGCGAUCCAAGGAAGGCUCAGGAUAUAUUCCAGACCAUAACCUGAAAUUAGGAAUGAGAUGUCUUGCCUAUCUCAACAUGGGAUCAUGCGAAGGAGGAAUCUGUACAGACCAGCAAUCAUUGAUCGCGCGCACGGAAAGAUGGCCCUUGCUGAGCUACGCUGCAAACCAUUGGUCAGUUCAUAUGAGCAUGGUUGAGAGCCAGAGAGCUCAACUACCAGUAUCCCUGGAAGGCGAGCCAUUCCAUCAACUUGCAAUGGAAUUGCUGAAGGACGAUUCAAAGGUCGAAUCUGUGGUUCAGAUCUCCUUGUUCCGCGACCGCAGUGGGAAUAUCCCACAGUUCACACCAACGUCAACUAAGGAAUUUUAUGCAUCCGUGCUAGCACGCAGAGACGACGUGCGUCAGUUCGAUUUCGGAGUUAAUCCUCUUUCGCCAAAUCUUACUACCGGGCUUUCGCUUUCGUGUAAACUUGGCUUUAGCUUCCUUACAAAGCAGCUUCUGCGUUUCUACAAAUUGAGUCGUGUUACAACGAAGUUGAACAAGCAGGACACAUUCCAAGAGUCACCAUUGCAUUGGGCCGUUCUUUCGGGUCAGCUGAACAUUGUCGAAGACUUACUUGCGGAAGGCGCAUCUUGCGAUCUACGCAACAGGUCAAAGCAGACAGCUUUUCAACUAGCUGUUACGUGCUCGCGGACUCGCAUCGCGCACACUAUCCUGGAUAAGACCUAUGACACAGCCAGUCUUAACAACACCCACACCACCGCGAACACCGCUGAACCUAUGGCUGCCAUUUCCGCGCAGGCAGCAGCCACGAUGCAAGACGCCUUUGAGCGGUUUUCAUCUGCCGUUACACCGGACGACCGUCGACUUUUCGACAAUACAACCUUAAGAGAUGUCAGAGAUGAGGCGAUACGGACUGAGCGCUUGCUCCGCGCUUGCCGGAUGCAAAGGAAUAUGGUCCGGCUAGACAAGUUCCUUCAGGCAAUGGAGCAUUACUCCAAGGUAAUGGAGGUGUUGUGCAACGGGAAUCCUUUUCUGUCAUGGAUUUGGGCACCGGUAAAACUGAUGCUCAUGAUCACCGUCGAAUCUAGCGGUGCUUUUGAAAAGAUGAUAGAAGCAUACGGCAAGAUCGGGGAUAUAGUUGCUCGCCUGAAUCAUCUUGGCAAUGCACUUGUGUGCGAUCACAACUUGCAGAAAGUGCUAGCUCUGGUGUACUGUGACAUCACAGAGUUCCAUCGGCGAGCGUACAAGUUUGUGAAAAGAAAGUCUAUAGCAUGGUCCAUAUUCUUCAGUUCUAUGUGGGCCGGCUUCGAAUCUCGGCUUGAAGGGAUACUGAAGAGCCUGGCAUACCAUAGCGAAAAAGCCGCUCAAUUGAUAGCUGCCGUGGACGCCGCUGAAGCUAUUCGACAUAGCGGAGCAGAAUUCGAAACGUGGAAGCAGCAAGAACGGGAGCGGAAUGCUGUCAGUAUAAAUGAACGCGCUGAGUAUAUGGGAAACGUGGCUGACCCUCCAUUCCGACUACAGGCUAAGAUUCGGAAUAUGCUCUCCUUGCUUGGGACGGAUGAAGCACUCCAAACUAUCAUUCUCGAGCGUUACUUUCGAGACUAG